GCGACACGGGCCACUACUGGCAGAGAUUUCCAGAACGUGGGAUGCCGAGACCCUUAUUCUGUUGAUCUUCCUGCGUCAAACGCGCCAAUUCGAUUUACUGGGUUGGAUUGUUUGGAGUACUCCAUACAUUUUGCCGGAUCUUCGCAAAUCCCUGGUCACAAUAUGUCGGAUAAAGGUACUCCGUACGGAGUGUAGGGUAUAGAGUCUGCAAGAGACAACGGAUCGACAGGAACUUACCAAUGCCAAGAUGAAAUGAGGAUGGGUCUUCUCAAGGCUCAACACGGGGAAUCUUGGCCCGGAUGGCUAAUUGAGAUGUCAUGGACUAUGUAAAGGGGGAUGUUCUCGCACAUUCUUGCAGUUCUAUCCUCAUCUUUCUUCAUCAAUUACUCACAACGCCAUGCGAUUCCGUCAAACAAGCAACCUCGUAGCCGCGGCCAUUGGGCUCCUGGGCUCCGCUACUGCUUUCGAGAACGAUGCAUAUGACUACAUCGUCGUCGGUGGUGGCCCUUCUGGUAUUAUCGCGGCCGAGAGGUUUGUCGAAGCCGGUCACAAGGUCUUGCUUCUUGAAAGAGGGCCCGGUUCAACCGUUCCCACCGGCGCCAAUGACACACUUCGCUGGGACCACGACCUCACACCAAUCGACGUCCCUGGCCUGUCCGGAGACAUCGCAACCUAUGAUGUCUGGAACGAGUAUCUGUGCACCGACACUGCCGGAUUCGCCGCCUGUGCGCUUGGCGGUGGUGUUUCAGUCAACUACAUGGUCUUUGUCCACCCUCCAGACCAUGACUUUAAUGAUAAAUGGCCUCAAGGAUGGAAGUGGGAAGACGUUGCGCCGGCGGCGGAGAGAUUGUAUCAACGAAACCCUGGGAGCACCUUGCCCUCUGCUGAUGGCAAGUACUAUGACCAGGGGCUGUACACUAUCUUCUCGAACUUCUUGGACAAUCUUGGCUGGAAGUCUGUCGACAUGAUCGACCAGCCCAAUGAGAAGCACCAGGUCUACAGUCACCCGUCAUGGAACAUCAAGGACCAAAUGCGUGCUGGCCCUGUACGCACCUACCUCCCUGAUAUCCAGCACAACGACCGCUUUACACUGAGUCUUGGUACCAAAGUCGUUCGUCUGGUUCGUUCAGGAAGUCAGGUCACCGGAGUCGAAGUCGAAACUGCCUCUGGUCAAACCGAAGUCAUCGCGCUGACUUGCAAUGGCCGUGUCGUUCUUGCUUCGGGUGCUCUCUCCACACCGCGUGUGCUUUUCAACUCCGGCAUCGGCCCCAAGGCGCAGAUCGAAACGGCCCAGAAGACCGGUGUCGCGGUUCCUACUCAGGAAGAGUGGAUCGAUCUGCCUGUCGGUGUUGGCCUCAAAGACCAUUCCAUCUUCUCCCUCGUCGUCAAGACUAAUGGGACAUUCGGUUCGCUGGAUUCCGCAAGCGUCCUGAAUGGGAAUGACACUACCAACAUUUCUCAAUACAAACAGCACAACGGCGUUCUGACCCAAGGCAAACAUCGCUUGAUAUUCUUCACUUCGAACGAGGUUGAUGGCGAGACCCGAUACUAUCAGGGUUCCUGCGCCCCUGACGACGACAGCACAAUCAGCCUCAGCGCCUACAUGACCCACGGCCUGACCUCAUCCGGCGUCUUGGGACUGGAUAAAAAAGGAAACACCGUCAUAGAGAAGUCUCCAUACCUCCAAACCGCCGGAGACCGCAAAGCCGCCAGAGUUUUCCUCCAACAACUGGUUGACGAUAUCACAGCCCCUUCAACUGGAUUCCAAUUGGAUUCGUACACCAACGUCUCUGCAGUAAUCGAUGCACAGAGCCCUGGUGGACACUAUACUGGUACGGCCCGGAUGGGCACGGAUGAUGGCCGCGAUGGUGGAUCGGCAGUUGUUGAUACUAAUGCCAAGGUAUACGGUAUGGACAAUCUGUACAUUGUCGACGCUAGUAUUCACCCGGACGUUCCCACGGGUAAUACCAUGGCCAUUACCAUGGUUGUCGCUGAAGCAGCGGCUUCCAGAAUACUUGCUCAAGACUAAGGGUUUUUCUUGAUUAAACCAACAGUGAUGUAUUGGUUUCUGAGUCGGCCCUGUUACUCUCAUGCUGCUAUGUCCUAGGUUUCUGUUUCUGGAUUGUCUUUUUUUUAAAAAAUUUUAUUUUCUCUUCUAGUAGUAUAUAUAAAUUUAUGACGCUUUGUUAACUUCUAUAUAUGGCCGAGACCGUUGGCAUAGUGUCAGUGGCGUGCAGUUAUUGGACGUGG
Aspergillus ruber CBS 135680 is the source of this 2250-nucleotide messenger RNA. Its product is annotated as FAD/NAD(P)-binding domain-containing protein. The transcript is spliced from 2 exons. Lineage: Eukaryota; Fungi; Ascomycota; Eurotiomycetes; Eurotiales; Aspergillaceae. Gene Ontology annotation, molecular function: flavin adenine dinucleotide binding; oxidoreductase activity, acting on CH-OH group of donors. The record is from RefSeq and is a predicted model, not a curated record. Bases 398 to 2029 code for a protein of 543 amino acids.